UUGUGGAAUAACCCUGUUGUGUGGAAGCCCAGGACUUUUGCUGGGGUUGAUCUCCUGUUAAAACUGUUAUUUACUGUAAAUAAACGCACUGAACUGUUUGAGUCCUGCCUGACUAGUGACCCUUAACAAACAGGCUACCCCAAAAUGCAAUGGUAGACAUUUCUAAAGUGUCUGUUUAGUGCUCCUUGCAAAACACUAGAGGACCUUUCAGCAGUGUAACAACUGAUAAGACCCAAAUGUGCAACUCCAUUGAUGAGAUUAAGGUUCAAAUUCUUUGUGAUAAAAAAGGAGUUGGGACAAAGGUAAUCAAUGCAACCACACAAACAGAGAAAUAUGAAGCAAACAGAGAAAUAUGAAGCAAGCAGAGGCAAAAACACUAGAAGACUGUCAUGGGAGGAGUACUAAAAGAACACUGCGAACACAUCUGGAAGGAAACUAAGGAGUUGACCGAUCAUUUCCCUCAUAACUGCCAAGAAAGCACUUUGAUCAGCUGAUCAAGAAAUAACGGUCAAGACCUCUCAACGAAGCAUCUACACUGCUGGAAAAGCUUCUGCCUCUGGGCUUAAGGAUCAUGGGGAUGUGUUUAUUGAAGGCAUAAGACCAAAUUUAUUUUUCCCAGGAGUUUCUACCAGGUGCAGCCUGCCUUCGAAAACUUGAAGGCAAGGAGUUAGGCCAAAGGAGCGUUAAACAGGCCUGGAGCUGAGGCUUCCAACAAGUUAACAUGAGGGUCAAGUGGCUAUCACAUCUGCCACCCGAAGUUUGGGUCAUGGUGUUCAGCUACCUGAGCACACAGGAAAAGCACAGGGUACGCUGCUGCUGCAAAGUCCUCAAAAAGCUGAUUGACCACCCAUGCCUAUGGCGGAACCACAUGGUGGUCCUAUCCAACUUUCCACGCUACACAGCUGGAUUCUGGGACACACUAAAGUAUCGCAGGGUGACCCAUGUUGCAGUGCGACGUUUGAGGCCCAAAGACUGGAAACACCUUGUGAAGUCCCUUCCACGGCUCACCACUAUUGUCUGCACGGAGGCACAGCAGCAUUACAAGAAGAAAAAUGUGGACAACCUGCCUGAUUUCCCCAACCUGAAGACUCUCGGGAUACGAAACGCCACAUGGAGCGAGCCAAUGCUACAGCAGUGCCAGACUGGGCAGCUAGCAGAGCGGCUGACUCACCUGAGUGUGUGUAACAUCCAGCUGCCAAGCACUGCUGAGUUCGUAAACAGCGUGUCACGCUUGUACAAUCUGGAAUAUUUGCUGUUUCACCAGCAGGCUGAAGCAAAGCUGCAGGUGGUGGCACCAGUGCCAUCUAAGGCCUUCCAUAACUUGCUAUUGAACCUAAAGAAGCUGAAACACCUAUCCUGGGAGAUUACAGAGAACCCAGUGCCACUGCCCGACGACUAUUUUUAUCCCCCAGACCCAGAAGACCCAGAAGCGUACGGUGGCCCAGCACUGACUUCUCUGGAGUUGGUGAAUUACCCAGAAACCAUGCUGUCUGAGAACGCGCUGAGGGGACUGACCUCACUGAAGUCACUGACUGUUCGCUAUAGGUACCUAAAAAUUGGCGUCAAAUGUCGUCUAGAGUCCUGGCUGAGUUAUCUGUAUCAGCUAGAGUCACUGGAAAUCAUUGGUGGGAAUCCUCUUGCUUUCUAUACAACCGUUUUUCCACCCCGUGUGACCAGGCUGGUGCUGAGAGUGAUCAUAUCACUCAGGGAUUUAUGCUACAUCGUGAAGAAAGUCAAGAAACUUGAGCACCUCGACAUGCAUCAGAACCGCUUCUCCGGCAGUCUCUGCAAAAAGCUUCCCUCACUAUUUCCUCAGCUCAAGACUCUCAGGAUACGAUAUUUCCUUGAGGAACCAAAAAGUGACCUCCUGCUCCUCAGCAAUCUCAAACACCUCGAGCAGCUGGAGCUGAUCGUGGAGCGCUCGUACAUUCUCAAAAGUGACCGCAACGACCACCCCUGGCCGAGUCCGUCUUUGCAGGAGCUGAUCAGAGAGCUGCAGGAGCUGUCCGAGAACAGGAUCAACAUCAUCACCACAAUGCGACAAAGAAACCUUUUUCAAGAAUGUGAUUGUGUUUGGGAAGGGGAGUAAAGACCGCGGUUAAGCCACAGGUUGCCAAAUGAAGCUGAAUGAUAGACACUGACAUUCAGACAACACUGUCAUCUGACGUCAACCAGACUCUGAGACACUACAGAGAUUGUUUUCUUUUUCCCACAAAGUCUUAUGUUUUCAAACUGUUGCAACAUCACGCUCACUAUAAGCUGAAUUCUGACACGAUCGUACAAUCAUACACUGAUGUCUGUAACCCAGCGGCAGCCACAGCAGCACAACGCAGUGUUACAUGUUACAAAAAUCUAGAUUUGCACAACCGGCCGAAGCAACACCAGUGCGCGAUAGUGGAUGUGACAUGUGAGCUUUAAACCACCCUUAACAGGCAGGACCUAAAUGUGAGCAGUCUGGAAAGUCUUGAGAUGUAUAUUGCAAAGCCAACAAAAAAGCCACAUUACUGCAGAGAGUUAUUGAACUGUUGGCCUAAUCAGAAAGCUUUUUCCAGUGCACGAGGAGGUGAAUUUACAUGAGCUGUGUUGUAGAUCUUUGUAGAGGAUUAUAAUCUUUCUAGAUUUACAUGAAUUGUAGAUCAGUUUCCUUAAAUUUAAUUUUGUUUUUGCGUUUACGGUCAUUUAAGGUAGUUUUCUUUUUUCUUAAACGGGGAGAAAUGAUAGAUCUGUUUGCAUAUUGAUUUUGCUCUGGCUGAUUUUUUUAUUUUUUAUUUUUAAUGAACUGGAAAAACUGAAGUCACUGUUAUUAUAAUCUUUGUUUCUGGCACAAAGAAUGAAAGCAAAUAACAAAAGUACAAAACAAACCCAAACCAUUAGCAUCAAAGCUGAGUAGCAAGCAAACUGAAUUGAAAAGGCAAGAAGCUGCUUCUUUGUAGCUCCACUGAAAUGCUACAGAUUGUUAAUGUUAAUUCAGUGCUUAUUUUUGAAUGGUUGAUCCAAGCAUGUGUGUUUGUUAAACAAUUUUUACAAGUUGUGUGAACUUUUAUAUUUUUUAUUUUGGGGUUUUUUUUUCUAAUACAAGCCCUUUUUUCUGAAGAAUUGUAUUGUUUGAUUGAAUCCUCUUUUUCUUUUUUUGCAAGUAUAAAAUCAAGCACCUAGCCAUGAGAAACAUAAAAGUUUUUGUUUGGGGGCAGCUUUUAUAUCUCCUCCCUGAUGGUAAGAGUGGAAAAAACUCAGCGGGAACCACUGAAGGUGUCCUACAUGAUGCUGGAAACGCUGUGGACGUAGUGCUGUUUGAUCAUCUCCAGGAUGGAUGAGACAGUGAUAGCGAUGAUCUGUCCUGCUGUUCACACAAGCCUGCCCAGUUGUUGUAUGAACAAAAAAUACUUCAAAAACAAUAAAAAAUGUAUUUUGUUCUUUAAAUGUCA
Haplochromis burtoni (Burton's mouthbrooder) is the source of this 3425-nucleotide messenger RNA. RefSeq lists its product as uncharacterized. The record is from RefSeq and is a predicted model, not a curated record. Bases 722 to 2089 code for a protein of 455 amino acids. Gene Ontology annotation, molecular function: protein binding. The transcript is spliced from 7 exons. Lineage: Eukaryota; Metazoa; Chordata; Actinopteri; Cichliformes; Cichlidae.